This is a messenger RNA of Aspergillus tubingensis, 1257 nucleotides long. RefSeq lists its product as uncharacterized. Gene Ontology annotation, molecular function: glycosyltransferase activity. Bases 1 to 1257 code for a protein of 418 amino acids. The record is from RefSeq and is a predicted model, not a curated record. Gene Ontology annotation, cellular component: Golgi membrane. The transcript is spliced from 3 exons. Gene Ontology annotation, biological process: GPI anchor biosynthetic process. Lineage: Eukaryota; Fungi; Ascomycota; Eurotiomycetes; Eurotiales; Aspergillaceae.
AUGCUUCUCCCAAGGCGACUCUUACGACCAUGUUCCCUCAUCAUUCUAAACACACACACAUGCCACCUACUACUCAUAUUCAUCUUCCUCUACGGCCUCGCAAUAAACCUAGCCCGUCUAACAUGCUGGCGUGACCCGACAUCCGCCUUCUUCGCCGAAGACCAAGCAUAUAAACCCGCCUACUCCACCCUCCGCACAGAACAAGCCAACGAACUCAUCCAACAAGCCAACAGCAACACCCUCCCCCAGCAAUUCCGGACCAAAGCCUCCGCCCAUCCCACAACGUGCAUCGGAAUUGCCUCAGUAGCUCGAAACGGUGCACGCUACCUCCAGGGCGCAGUCGGCUCCAUUCUCGAGGGCCUUACCGCGACAGAGAGAGAAGACAUGUACCUUAUCAUCUUCAUCGCGCAUUCUGAUCCAGCGGAGCAUCCAGCAUAUAUGGAGCCGUGGCUGCAUGCUCUCGCUGAUAAAGUGCUUGUGUAUGAUCCGGCUGUGGUGGAUAUAGAACAUAUUCGCAGUUUGGAGACGCCAGAAGCGAAGAAGUUCGCUCGUGAGAAGGUGAUGCUGGAGGAUGAUGUUGUUGCCUUGGAUGGGUGGUAUCAUCGGACUAAGCAGGCUUUGGAUGUCGCUGAGCGGAAGGCGGAGGAGGAAGGGGGAGGUCAGCAGUGGCUAUAUCUCCGACUCUUCUACACCGAGAUAUUCCUCGGAUGGAACUCAGAAGAAUGGCCCAUCUACCUCUUCUUCUCCCUCCUCGCCGUGUCUGUCAUCGUGGCCACAACCACAGCAACCCGAUACUGUUGCCCUUCUACAGCCAGAUACCUCUCGAACGAGAUCAUAACCCUCCUCUCCCUCGUGGUCACCCCCCUCCUAAUCACCCUCUUCUUCGCCGCCGGACGGCACACAAUGCUCCCAAUCCCCGAGGGCGUGCACGCGAUGCCUAAAUUCGGCUGCUGCUCUCAGGGAUUCGUCUUUCCACAGGCCCGCAUCGGAGACCUGGUAUCCUGGUACGAGAGGAAUAAAGUCGGGUAUGUGGAUAUGCUCACGGAGAGUUACGCCGACCAGAACGGGGAGGUUCGCUGGGCGUUGACGCCUAGUGUAUUGCAGCAUGUUGGGAGUAGGAGCUCGAAGACGAAUGCGCUGGGAAAGCAUAGGGAACGGUUGACGAUGGCUGAAAGGAUUUGGAAUUUUGGGUUUGAGGAGAAUGAUCCGGGGGAGUUGAGGCUGGAGCAUAGGCUGCGGGAUGAGGGUGGGGGGUAG